AUGCGCACCGCGCAAGUCGCGCCGCAGAGCUCUCUAGCGCCUGGCGCCCUGGCGUUCGUGGGGGUGGUCGAAACCGCUGUCGAUGCAUUGCGCCUCGUAGCAGCCGCCAGGGCGGGCCUCAUCCCUCGGAUCGUCCGACGCCUGAGCGACGCCGAACGCAGGUCGAUGAUCAAGUCUGGCGCCGUCUUCGUCUUUAGUGUGGAAGAGAGUGGGGUGAGGCGGUGGACGGAUGGGCGAACAUGGUCACCCUCGCGCAUUGUGGGAAACUUUCUUGUGUAUCGAGAGUAUGAACCGACCGGGCGUAAUGUGGAUAGUGGAGAGGUCUCGGCGCCACAGACAUCCCAACCGGUGAGGGCGAGCUGGUCGGAAAGGAAGGGCCACUGUGCCGAGAGACCAAAUGGACUGUGCAAGAAGACCAUCACCGUCGUAGCUGACGGGACGGAUCACCAUGUUGUAUCUUACUACAUCGAGGAUGACGUCCUAUCCGGUCGGCUGCAGAGACCUGCGAGUAGAGCGGAUCUAGCCAAUGUCACCGUCUCGCCUUCGAUGGUCCGGGCGACCAACUUUCGCUAUCCACCUCAUAUUGAGAUCGGGCUGGACGGUCAACAAUACGUUCGUGAAAGUGCUCGCGACGAGGACGAGGUGCUGGAACAUGGGUCUCCUGGGAACUCUGUUCCUAGUACUCGACGAGGCUCCCUAACUAGGCUAUCAAAUGAUCGAGUGGCCGGUGGUACGACAGUGUCGCCGACGUCGUCGCUUCACAGGGUCGAUGCCGCACCUUACGCACUGCAUCGCUGGACACUAUCGUUGACGAACAACGUUGAACCGUUGAAUCCCUCUCCCGCCACCCCGACGACGAACAGAGCGUCGUAUAUAGACAACCAGAUCAACAACAACAACAACAACAACAACAACAACACUCUCGCAACCUCCUCCCCUUCCUCCCACGACAGAUAUUAUCCGACCAUUAACGAUCAUCACGAUCCAUACCCCGUCAGCUCUGGGUGGGACGCAGCCCAAAUAUCCUCCUGGACUCAAUACACUUCUCGUUAA
Molecule: messenger RNA, 1053 nt
Organism: Stereum hirsutum FP-91666 SS1
Lineage: Eukaryota; Fungi; Basidiomycota; Agaricomycetes; Russulales; Stereaceae
Exons: 6
Coding region: 1-1053 (350 amino acids)
Molecular function (GO): DNA binding
Source: RefSeq, a predicted model, not a curated record